Messenger RNA from Anoplopoma fimbria (sablefish), 1213 nucleotides. RefSeq names its product RIB43A domain with coiled-coils 1 (gene ribc1). The coding region runs from base 65 to 1201 and encodes 378 amino acids. The transcript is spliced from 8 exons. The record is from RefSeq and is a predicted model, not a curated record. Lineage: Eukaryota; Metazoa; Chordata; Actinopteri; Perciformes; Anoplopomatidae.
GAGCAGUGCAGGAUGGAAACGUUAGCUGGUCACUAGAGCGACAGGUUCAUUAAAAACUGAGAAAAUGUACAAAGUGGAUUUGCCUGUAGACCCAUCCAUAGAAAAUGCUGUUGAAAGGCGAAGGUCUGCAGAAACAACACGCAAGGCCAGGAUCUUCAACACCCGACUGCGUGUGUUGGGCCUCGACCUUGAUGCUCUCAACCAACAGGUCCAGGAGAAAAAACAUCAGCAAAACAUGGAGGAACAUCGGGGCAGAGCUUUUGAUAAGCUGAGAGAAUGUCAUGAUGAAGCACUGUUUCAUCAUGACAUUGAUGAAAGAGAGAAGCGAGCAGCUUUACACACUGACCUGACCCAGUAUUGGGCCACUCAUCAACGUGGAGAGGACUCACGCGAUGCUGAUCUCGAGUGUGACCUGAAGGGGGCAUUCAUGAUCCCCAUUCCAGAGGGUGAGCUGGGGCCUGCCAGUAUGAACAUAUUUCAGGGAGAGGGCAUCGGAGAAGAGCAGAAGAGGAGAGAACUAAUGAAAAAGACGGACAGAGAUCUGCAAGCACAGAAGGAAGACAAUGAGAGAAGGCUCGCGGGAGACAAGCAUAGAGAGAUGCUGGUGAGCAAAGAGCUGGUGCAUCAGGACCGUAGGGGGCUUCAGCUACGUGCACUAGAGGAGGAGUGUAAGAAAGCUGAACGCAUCGCACUCGACAACUACAAUCAGGCUCUGGCUGCAGAGCAGGCAAUGACACUGAAGGAGCAGCACAGGAGAGAGGAAAGGGAGAAUCUUGCUGAGGUGCGGCACACUCUGACAUCCGACAUGAUGACUGAGUGUGCAGAGGCAACGGCGAGAGAGGUGGGAGGAGGGAGGCUGCCACAGGUUCUGGUAGACAGAUGGAAGGGGAUGAGCCCUGAGCAACUGAGCGCCAUCCACAGAGAGAGAGAAGAACAGCGUCUUGAGAGACAGAGACAACGUGAAGCUGAGAAGAUGCAGGAUGCAGCUUUGGAAUUCCAACUCCUGAAGCUUUCCAGAGAAGCAGAGGAAGAGGAGAGGAGAGCAGAGGAGCUGAGGAGAGAGAAGAGGAUUCAGACAGACCGUUACAACAUGCAGCUGGCCAGAGAGCAACAGGCAUACCAGGAGUACCUGAACAAGAAGCUAUACACCAACAAACCCAGCAAGGACUACUUUUAUCAAUUCAACACCAGCUCCCGCUGACAACCACACAAU